Physeter macrocephalus (sperm whale) is the source of this 772-nucleotide messenger RNA. Its product is annotated as chronophin-like. The record is from RefSeq and is a predicted model, not a curated record. NCBI's taxonomy places the organism in Eukaryota, Metazoa, Chordata, Mammalia, Artiodactyla, Physeteridae. The transcript is spliced from 3 exons. Gene Ontology annotation, molecular function: pyridoxal phosphatase activity. The coding region runs from base 11 to 772 and encodes 253 amino acids.
AGCCGGCUGCAUGGCGCGCUGCGAACGGCUGCGCGGCGCGGCCCUGCGCGACGUGCUGGGCCGGGCGCAAGGGGUCCUUUUCGAUUGCGACGGGGUACUGUGGAACGGCGAGCGCGCCGUGCCGGGCGCCCCGGAGCUGCUGGAGCGGCUGGCGCGGGCUGGCAAGGCGGCGCUGUUCGUGAGCAACAACAGCCGGCGCGCGCGGCCCGAGCUGGCCCUCCGCUUCGCGCGCCUCGGCUUCGGGGGGCUGCGCGCCGAGCAGCUCUUCAGCUCCGCGCUGUGCGCCGCGCGCUUGCUGCGCCAGCGCCUGCUCGGGCCGCCGGACGCGCAGGGCGCGGUGUUCGUGUUGGGCGGCGAGGGGCUGCGGGCCGAGCUGCGCGCUGCGGGGCUGCGCCUGGCGGGGGACCCCGACGAGGACCCGGGCUCGGCCCCGCGCGUGCGCGCCGUGCUGGUGGGCUACGACGAGCACUUCUCCUUCGCUAAGCUGAGCGAGGCCUGCGCGCACCUGCGCGACCCCGACUGCCUGCUGGUGGCCACCGACCGCGACCCGUGGCACCCGCUCAGCGACGGCAGCCGGACUCCCGCCAAGCGCCCAGCGCCGGCCAGGCCCACCAUGCCGCCCCCCCAGGUCUCCAGCACCCGCGGCUCCCCUCCAGCCCCACCCCCGCCCCCUGGCUCUGGCAGCCCUGUGACCCCCCGGGCUCUGCCCCGCCGUCUGGUUGGCAGCAGCCUCCGGGCCCCCACGGGUCCUCGGGUGACAGGCUGCCUCUAG